This is a messenger RNA of Nothobranchius furzeri (turquoise killifish), 1190 nucleotides long. It is a transcript of the gene hax1, whose product is annotated as HCLS1 associated protein X-1. The record is from RefSeq and is a predicted model, not a curated record. NCBI's taxonomy places the organism in Eukaryota, Metazoa, Chordata, Actinopteri, Cyprinodontiformes, Nothobranchiidae. Gene Ontology annotation, biological process: regulation of actin filament polymerization; negative regulation of apoptotic process. Gene Ontology annotation, cellular component: apical plasma membrane; clathrin-coated vesicle; actin cytoskeleton.
AAAGCAACUUUACGGCAGUUUUGCGGCAGGUUGCGUCAUUUGGAAGGAUCCAGAACGCUUUGCGACUGUUGACAUUACUGGCUGUUUUUCGCAGCACCUGUGAACCGUGGAUGUUAUGAAUUAGCUUUCUGUCAGUAAAUGAGUGUUUUUGAUUUGUUUCGCGGGUUCUUCGGUGUUCCGGGAAGACAUUAUGGAGGCCGAAGGGACCCAUUUUUUGAUGCCAUGACUCGUGAUGACGACGAGGACGAAGAGGACGAGGAUGGGGUCUGGGACGAUGGGUUGAGGGGGGACCAGCAGGACCCUUUUGGCGGAGCCUGGAGGUUCGGCUUCAGCUUUGGUCCGGACGGGAUGAGGUUCCAGGAGCCUCCGGUGUUCGGACACGUGCUCAGAGAAAUGGAGGAGAUCUUCUCCCAGCUGGGCCACUGGGAAGAGGACACGUCUGGGCAUAUGGUUGUUCCCAGAAUCCUGCCUCCAUCACCACCUCAGGACAGAUCACAGAGAGGUGGGGGAAGUGGGAAUCCUGUGAGAGACUUUAUGCUGAAAUCACCUGGCAGUGACUCACAAGGGCCAACCCGAGAGGGCCCUGGUGGCAAUCAGCCCUCCUAUGAGCCUCCAGAAUUCCCUCGCUCACCUUUCCAUGGCUUUAGACCUUUCUCCAAAUUUAAUGAUAUUUGGAGACAGGGACUUCCGAAAACUCCAGAAGAUGACAUCAAAGAAGACAGAGAUCUGGACUCUGCUGUGUCAUCUGCUGGCCUGGAUCAGAUUCUGACUCCACCUGCCGGUCAGACGCCGAGCCAGCCCAUAACCCGGUCGUUCUUCCAGUCGGUCACCGUCACCAAGGUGGUGAAACCUGAUGGGACCGUAGAGGAGAGGCGGACAAUCCGAGACGGACACGGCCAGGAGAAGACCACAGUGACUCGCUCAGGAGGUCCUGACCCUCAGAUUGGACUCGUUCCUCCAGGUGGCCCACAGCCCUUCUCAGACUUACGGGAUGACAACUCGUUAUUCUCCAAGUUCUUUGGUGGAUUUAAAUAAAAUGUUCCCCGGACUCGUUUAAUGUGAUGGAUAAAAUGCUGAAAUGGAAACUUUACUAAUCAGUUUGGUUGAAUAUUUUAUUUUUGUACCGUCUCACAGAAAAGCUAAUAUGGAUGUAGUUAUGAGAGGGAUCCAAUAAAGAUUUAAUAUAUUUA